Molecule: messenger RNA, 1424 nt
Organism: Thamnophis sirtalis
Lineage: Eukaryota; Metazoa; Chordata; Lepidosauria; Squamata; Natricidae
Source: RefSeq, a predicted model, not a curated record
AUUCGGCUCGGCCUGACGGGACCACCGCCUUCAUGGGCAGCGGCGGCCCAGCCUCUGCGACUGGUACGAAGACGGGAAAGAGGGUUCCUGAGCUGGUGCAGAGUGCUCCCCUGCUUCCCCUCCACCGUUUUGCAGAGACUUUCGGGGUAGCGGAACAAUCAUUAUUGGAAUAAUCACCGAUCUGAUCUGUGAUACCUUUAGUGAAUGGGAUGCCACUCCACAGAUAUUCCAUUAUGAGGAAAAGCUGAGCUCCUUCAGAUUAUUCGGGAUGAAAUACUGUGCGGCUUAUAUAUAAAUCCUGGGGCUUCCAUUUUAUCCUCUGACUUACGUAUACUUCUUGUAUGGACAGACAUGGAAGCUGAAUCAACAAUACCAAUUUGGCAGAACAAACCCUAUGGUUCAUCUCGCAGUUUUGUGAGAAGAAUUGGAACGAGUCUUCCUUUAAAACCAUGUCCCAGAGCUUCCUUCCAGCAGGACAGACACACGUCCACUCAAGCACAGAUGGAAACCAACUCCGUUCUUUGUUAUUCAGCGGAAUGCUUCGGUCCCAAAUCUGAGGAAACAAGAAGAAAAAUUGUUGGCUCUGCGGAAACCAUGUUUACCUGCCUUGAGUCGAACCACAGAACUCCAGGAAGAAUUGAGUCACCUGCGGAGUCAGAUUGCUAAAAUUGUUUCUGGAGAUUCAGCUUCCUCUUCAUUAACGCCAGAAUUGUUAUCUCCAGGAAGUUCAAACGUGUCUUCUCCCUUGCCCUGCUUUGGACCCUCAUUCCAGUCUACAACUUCCUUUGUCAUUAGUGAUAUCACAGAAGAAGAGGCUGACUUAGAAAGUCCAGAACUUCCAUCUGUUUCCAUGCUUUGUUCUACAACUUCUGAAUGUUACAAAGCCGACCCGAAGGAUUCGGAUGACGACGAUGACACCGUGUCUCUCUCAAAGGCCAGUAGUUUUGCGGAUAUGAUGGGCAUUCUGAAAGACAUUCAUCGAAUGAAACAGAACAAAGACUCGAACAGAAGUUUACUGAAAGAAGAGGAUCCUGCGAUUCUUAUAGCAGAAGUUUUAAGAAGGAAAUUUGCUUUGAAAGAUGAAGAUGUCUCAAUUAUUCCCUCUCUUGCUCUUCUAUGGCAUUGAAAGAAGCAACCAAACCAAGAACUGCUAUCUAAAGAAAAAAAAAAGACUUGGGGGGGAAACCCUUCAAAUGUUGCUGCUUUGCUCCAUUACCUCCUCCUCCUCCCCGCCCUCCCAGUUUUUGAAGUUGUGAAGAAGAAAUAGUGGAACAGGAGUCGUUAACACAUCCUCCACACCUUUUAGCAGUAUUAAUGCAGCGGAGAGACAAAAGUUUUUUGGAUGACAUUUGUGUGUUUUGUAUGUCUUUGCAGUGAAGAGUGCAAUGGAAUAGCAAAUAAUAAAUCCUCUUAUACAGAGCUUG